Molecule: messenger RNA, 3095 nt
Organism: Maniola jurtina (meadow brown)
Lineage: Eukaryota; Metazoa; Arthropoda; Insecta; Lepidoptera; Nymphalidae
Gene: Nup62
Product: nuclear pore glycoprotein p62-like
Exons: 13
Coding region: 149-2578 (809 amino acids)
Biological process (GO): protein import into nucleus; RNA export from nucleus
Cellular component (GO): nuclear pore central transport channel; nuclear pore
Molecular function (GO): phospholipid binding; structural constituent of nuclear pore
Source: RefSeq, a predicted model, not a curated record
UGACUUGUGACAUUUUACGCCGUUUGCGGUGGUUUGCGGCAUAAGUAGGGUGUAUUGUUAAAUUUGCGAGAAAUUUUCUAAUUUAUUGCUUUUCUCGUGUAUUUUCUACAAGAAAUUGUGUAAAAAAAGUGGAAUUAUUUAUUAAAAGAUGAGUUUCCAACUCGGACAAGCUACAACAACUGCCGGCAGUGCAUUUGGCACAAAUACUGCAUCAGGGUCACUGUUUGGGGGUGGAGAUGCUUCAAAAUCUUUUCAAGCUGGAGCCACAGACAGCAAAACAAAUCUGUUUAGCGGGCAAGCAACCUCAGCAUUUGGAGGUUUUAAUUUUGGAGCAAAAACAACAGCAUCAACUGGUCUAUUUUCUUCAGCACCUGCUACUACUAGUGGUAGCCCAGCAUUUGGGUCAAGCAAGCCACUAGCAUUUGGUGCAUUCAACGCUCCGCCCGUACAAACAGUUGGAAGCCCAGGAUUUGGGCAGCCUGCAAAACCGGCAAAUGCAACAGAGCAACCGCCAGCUUUUGGUGCGAGCCCACAAGCAGCACCUGCCUUUGGCUCCCCUGCUACACAAGCAACAUCUUUGUUUGGUUCUCCAUCUGGACCUAGCUUCGCAUUCGGCAAAACUGGUGGUGGUUUCUCCACACCAGCGUCCGGUUUUUCAGCGCCACAACCCUCUACAGCAACAACAUCGUCAGCCCCGCAAACAACACAAGCUUUUGGUCUAAGCACAACAACCACACAAGCCUCAGCAGCACCUAGCUUCGGGCAAGGCUUCGGUGCUAAGACCUUUAGCUUCGGAUCGGCUUCUGCCGCUGCUACCAGUGCAGCACCAGCUUUUGGCACAUCAACAGCAUCUCCAGGAUUUGGGUUUGGUCAAACACAGCCUACUCCACAACAACAACAACAACAACAACAAUCGCAACAACAACAACAGUCGCAACAACAACUACAACAACAACAGCAGCAGCCACAACAACAAACUGGCUUAAACCUGUCCCAGGGACAGUCUGCAUUUGCUUUUGGAAGUCAAUCUUCAUCUGGAUUUGGAAGCAGCCAGCCUCUUAGUUUCGGAUCUACUCCGCAAGGUUUCGGAACAACUCAACCACCCACUUUUGGAUCAACUCAAGUCCAACCACCUUCUUUCGGAUCAACCCAACCACAAACAUCCCAAGCGACUUUUGGAACAACCCCAGCUUUUGGCACAACUCAAACCACCCAAGGACUCACAACUCAAAUUACUCAAGCAACUCAACUAUCGUUUGGCUCAACUCCACCAACUCAAACAUUUGGAACAACUACAGGAGCUCAAUUUGGGGCAUCUACAGCUCAAAAUCUCGGCGCGACUUCAACACCGCCUGCUUUUGGGACAGCAACUCAAAGUCUUGGUGCGACAUCAGCACCACCAGCGUUUGGCACCGCAACUCAAAAUCUUGGAGUAACUUCGUCAACUCAAGGUUUUGGAGUAACUUCAUCAACUCCAGCGUUCGGAGCGGCAACAACUCAAGGUCUAGGGACAACUUCAACAACUCCAGCUUUCGCCACACCGCAGACUAGUAUAAGUUUCGGCGCAAAACCUCAGACAAGUCAACCGUUGAGUUUUGGGACAACCCCAUCUUCGUUUGCAACAACAACUCAACCAGCCUCAACUUUGUCAUUUGGCACAACUCAAUCUCAACCAGUAUCAUUUGGGACUACGGCUCAAACUACUCAGGCGGCGACGCUAAGCUUCGGCUCAGCUCAGACUAGUCAAGCGACUAGUUCGACAACUGCAGCUGGAUUUGGAUUUGGGACGUCGACGGCUAGUACUACAUCAAGUGGACUCGGUUUCGGAACUGGACUAUCUUUCGCGAAACCGACUACGGCCGCUACGUCAGGAACUACAUCCUCCACAGCGCCCUCGGGUAUAACAGCGUUGGGAAAGUCCACUGCCACUACUAUGCCCACACUUAGCACCAUCACCACUACAACUACAGCGGCGGCGCCCCCUGCAGCAAUUUCAUCAAUAACAUUCGCUCAACUGGAGGAAAGCAUCAACAAGUGGACGCUGGAGCUUGAGGAGCAAGAGAGGACCUUCAUCAACCAGGCCACGCAGAUCAACGCGUGGGACAGACUCCUAGUGGCCAAUGGAGAGAAGAUUCUAGAACUGAACGACGCAGUGGAAACAGUGAAGAACGAACAAACUGGGUUGGAGCAUGAGCUAGACUUUGUAUUAGCUCAACAAAAGGAGCUGGAGGCAUUGCUGGUGCCGCUGGAAAAGCAGCUGCAAGAAGACCCUGGAGACAGGAUGAGAGACCCAGAGAGGGAACACAUGUAUUCACUAGCAGAGACUUUAGACACACAACUACGUCAAAUGUCCGAAGACCUGAAAGAAGUUAUUGAACAUCUCAAUGAAACUAAUAGAAGUCAAGAUAGCAAUGAUCCAAUCGUGCAAAUCGGGCGUAUACUAAACGCUCACAUGUCCUCGAUGCAGUGGAUAGACAACUCCAUAGCGCAGAUCUCCACUAAACUGGACACGCUCAAGGCCACGCACGACACGCUGCGGCGCGACAACGAGAGAUCGUUCCAGCUCACUUACAAUUAGACGUCCUUCCAACUUACAAUUAUUUAUUAGACUCAAUCUUAGGUUGAGAUCUAUAAAGCGCACUUUGACCUUGCUUAGACUUAAGACACUAUUAAAACGAGACAGCGCUUAUAAUACUGCUAUCAUAAAACCGUCUCGUUUUAACUGAAGCUUAAGUCUUAGCAAAGUCGAAGUACGCUUUAUAGAUCUUAGAGUAUGUAACUAAAAAGCGAUUAGUGCGUUCGUGCACUCAUAAAACGUACGUACGCGUCUCAUUCGUUUCGUGAUUUGACGGAUGCGUCAAAAUACGAAUCCAAUGAGUGCACUGGAUGUGCACACAUGGAGAGAUUAGAGUGGUACACAAAAGCUUCUGGCAUAGAAUAGUGUGCCAAUUAGCUGGAAUUUGUUAGUAAAGUGAAACAGUGGAUAAAUAACUCCAUAGCACAUAUUGAUCUUUACUAAACUGGAAUGUUUCGACGCAUAUCGCCAAAAACGCAAAAUGCCAAGUUUUUUAAAUAAAGUUUUUGAUCCGCCCGGC